GUCAGUGCUUGCUUAAUUUGCAGUGUAGGUGGCAGACCUAGGCCUCCUCGUUUAGCAGCACCGUCUGAGCAACCAUGCAGUGCCUCCAGAAGCAGGCGCAGCGCUGUGGCGCGAAGAAUGCUCAGGCUUGCCCGAUCAAGGCUAGCGGCGUGCGCUCCAGCCGGCGCGCCGUUAAGGCGCUGGCCGUUGCUGCUGCUCCUGCUAAGAAGGCCCAGGCCUCCGACGUAAACGCCGUUGGUCUGAAGGACGUGCCUCUGCGGUCGCUGUUCCCUGAUGAGCCCAAGCCACCCGCCCCGGGCGCCCCCAAGCUCAAGGUGGCGAUUGUGGGCGGUGGCCUGGCGGGUCUGUCCACGGCCGUGGAGCUGCUGGACCAGGGGUAUGAGGUGGACAUCUACGAGGGCCGCCAGUGGAUUGGUGGUAAGGUGGCCUCCUUCGUGGACAAGGACGGCAACCACAUUGAGAUGGGCCUGCACGUGUUCUUCGGCUGCUACUUCAACCUUUUCCGCCUGAUGGCCAAGUGCGGCGUGCUGGAGAACCUGCUGGUCAAGGAGCACACACACACGUUCUGCAACAACGACGGCGACGUGCGCGAGCUGGACUUCCGCUUCUACAUCAACGAGAUGAAGGUCGGCGCCCCCCUGCACGGCCUGAAGGCGUUCUUCACCACGCCCCAGCUGGAGCCUGUGGACAAGCUGGCCAACAGCCUGGCGCUGGGCACCUCGCCCAUCGUGCGCUCGCUGGUGGACCCCGAGGGCGGCAUGCGCGACAUCCGCGCCCUGGACGGCAUCUCGUUCACCGAGUGGUUCACCAGCCACGGCGGCUCCAUGAACUCCAUCAAGCGCAUGUGGGACCCCAUUGCCUACGCGCUGGGCUUCCUGGACUGCGACCACAUCAGCGCGCGCUGCAUGCUGACCAUCUUCCAGUUCUUCGCCACCAAGACCGACGCCUCCGUGCUGCGUAUGCUCAACGGCUCGCCCGCCGAGCGCCUGCUGGCACCCAUCGCCGAUUACAUCAAGGCCAAGGGUGGCCGCAUCCACACCCGCUCGGGCUGCAAGGAGGUGAUGUACGAGUCGGGCGCCGACGGCAAGGUGACGCGCGUCACCGGGCUCAAGGUGGGCUCGGCCGGCCGCGACCGGGUGGUGACGGCGGACGCCUACGUGGCGGCGCUGGACGUGCCCGGCAUCAAGAAGUUCCUGCCCGCGCCCUGGCGCCAGUACAAGGAGUUCGACAACAUCUACAAGCUAGUGGGCGUGCCCGUCAUCACCGUGCAGCUGCGCUACGACGGCUGGGUGACCGAGAUGCAGACGGACUCUCCCCGCGUGCGCGACCUGCGCUCCCCCGCCGGCCUGGACAACCUGCUGUACAGCGCCGACACCUACUUCAGCUGCUUCGCCGACCUGGCGCUCACCUCGCCCGUGGAGUACUUCAAGGAGGGGACGGGAUCGCUCAUGCAGUGCGUCAUCACGCCUGCCGCGCCGUACAUGCCCUGGACGAACGAGGCCAUCGCCGCCGAGACCGACAAGCAGGUCCGGCAGCUAUUCCCCAGCGCCCGCGGCCUCAAGUGCACGUGGCACAGCGUGGUGAAGAUCGCGCAGUCGCUGUACGAGGAGGCGCCCGGCAUGGACGUGUACCGGCCCGACCAGGUCACGCCCAUCCCCAACUUUUUCCUUGCGGGCUCCUACACCAAGCAGGACUACAUUGACUCCAUGGAGGGUGCCACCCUGUCCGGCCGCCAGUGCGCCUACUCCAUCCUCAACGCCACGCCCGGCAUCCAGAAGUCCCUCACCACCGCGGCGCGGCCACUGGCUGGCGCCAGUGCGUAGAGGGCCCGCUGCUGCUUCCACGGGUGAUGAUAUGGGUAAUCUCGGUGUUGUGGAGGUUUGAGUGAGGGAGCAUCCUCCCGGUUAUGUCCUGGCGGACGCAGGGUGCUAGAUGUGAGGUUGUAGGCUACGGUGGACAACUGGACAUAGUCGGGCAAGACCAAUUUGAGUACCGAGACAUAGAUGACAAUGGGGCAUGUGUGCAACCAGAGAGCUGGGGAGUUCCGAGCAUGUGCCUGCUACAUACCGUAGUGUAGUGAGGCAACGGGCAUGGUGGUCAGAGAGGUCAGUGGUCAUAACCAAGUGCACUGUGUGAUCAUGUUGAUGACUUGGUGUAUGCGAUGAAUGCUGGCAACUGCGUGUUGCAUGCGUCCCGUGGACAAUUUUGUGAUGAUGCUGGCCUCGUGGUGUGUGCGGAGGGCGGCGGCGGCGGUUCGUGUGUGACGCGGAUGUCGGGCACCCGGAGCCCUACUGUCAUGUUGGCGCGACCAGGGCACCUUGUUUUACGGCAAACUUGUUUGCGCUGCCGCAAACUGAGCGUGAGUGUGGAGUUAUGAAUGCGGAUGUUACAGAGGGGACAGUCCCAGCACCCGAAGACGCCGAGCCAUCACAUGCUAUGAAGCAAGCGAUGGUGUCGGACAUGUCGAGAGACGGAACGGGGCCCGUUAGUGGCACGUGUGUUUGUAGGGCCACAGAAGCUGCCACAGAGGUGCUCCAGCGCGCGCUUUGCUGGGGCGCGGAAACACAGAGAAGCGCAUGAGAGUUUUGUGACAACGGGGUUCGAGCUUUACACCUGCUUGAUUGUACCUGAUCUCAAAAGCAGUG
Messenger RNA from Chlamydomonas reinhardtii, 2645 nucleotides. RefSeq lists its product as uncharacterized. The transcript is spliced from 14 exons. The record is from RefSeq and is a predicted model, not a curated record. Gene Ontology annotation, molecular function: 9,9'-di-cis-zeta-carotene desaturase activity. The coding region runs from base 75 to 1823 and encodes 582 amino acids. Gene Ontology annotation, biological process: carotenoid biosynthetic process. NCBI's taxonomy places the organism in Eukaryota, Viridiplantae, Chlorophyta, Chlorophyceae, Chlamydomonadales, Chlamydomonadaceae.